GUUGCUUCGCGUUGUAGGAAACUUGUAGUACGAGGCUUUUUUUUUGGUCUGGUGGUGGUGAUGGGAUUAUGUUGUUAAUUGUAAAUUUGUACCAAUUAUUGGGUAUUAAGCUUAUCUAAGUGGGGCGUCUUAAAGGCUAUAUUUACCCUUUUUUUGGCCCUAUAACUGUAUACAGCUGGUCUUAAUCCCCACCUUCUGUUUCACUACGUGCAAGCUGUGAAACAGAAGCCCUUAGAGUAACGGUAGUGACCUUGCCAAUCUGAGCUUCCUCUGUACUUGUUUUUGAAAGGGUUCCGUGAAAGCAAAAGGUUCUAGGACUGGUUAGGUCCGCGGGUGAUUUCAGAGCACAGGUUAGGCGUUUUGGAUCUGGAGUCACCUUGAGUGCAUCUCAGGCAAAGAUCACAAGCAGUCUCUUUAAAAAGCAGUGGACUUACCUGGUCUUUCCUUUGGUAGAUUAAGCCCAGAGAAGUGGAUUUUUAAAUCAUAGACAUUGCUUUAAAUUUAUAGUGGCAAGAUAGUGACCACUGGAUCCCAGGUUUAUCUUAUGUGAAUGCUGACUCAGACCUGCUGACUUGUAGGAGUUAACAUCCUUGGAGAAUUACAGUUGCCUUCUCCGUAGUUUUUGUACAAAGACCUUUGUGCUGGGUUCACAACUGUGUCUUAUCCAUGUGGGCUAUAAAUUAUGGUGAGCAUUUAGAUUACACUGUUUUCUUUUACCAUAAAAGUUUGACACUUGGAGUUGCUUGAAAGUCAUCUUGAUUAACUUUGCCUCCUUAUGCUGACAUAGGUCGAGUGUUUUAGGUAGCAGGCAAUGUAAAAUUAUGGUAUAUAUAUGUUGCAAUAAAUUGGAGUGAAUUAUCCAUGUUAAAGAAUUUAAAUAUGUAGAUCAGUUUAGCAAAGAAAUUUAGUCAUGUUCAAGUAUAAAUAUACAAAAUUUUUAAUUUCAUCGCUACAGAAUACUCUGUACACUAUCCUUCCUUCUCCUGGCUAAAUUAAGAACCUGUUUACACUAUCUCCUUAUCUAGGAAGAAAUGAGAGGGAAAGCUUUAAAUCUGUAAAGUCCAGAAGGGUUUCAUUGCAUUCCUUUUCCCUAUGUCAAGGCCUAGUUUUAAAAAUCUGAGACCCUAAAUGUACAAUAAUGUUCUUUAAAUUCCUUAAAGUAGUUAAUUGCAGUGGUCAGUAAAUGACUGGCUGGGAGUUCCUCUGUGGUGCAGUGGGUUAAGGACCUGGCAUUGUCCCCACAGACAGUUGGGUUGCUGCCGUGGCGAAGGUUCAGUCCCUGGUCCCGGAACUUCCAUAUGCUGCAGGAAAUACAGUUAUCAAAGUUGACUCCUGAAGAGAGAACCUAACAGACCAUUAACAAUGGAAGAAAUUGAGAAAGUUAUCAAAAUGCCACCAUCCCCCAAAACACCAGGUCCAGAUGGCGUUUCAGGUUAAAAAAAUCCUUCAUGAAGAAGAAAGAUCUUAAGCAACAUGAUGGAUUCAGAAGCUCAUGAAAAGAGGCCACCGAUCCUAACAUCCUCAAAGCAAGAUAUAUCACCACAUAUUGCAAAUGUUAGUGAAAUGAAGCAUUAUUUGUGUGGCUGCUGUGCAGCUUUCAACAAUGUAGCAAUCACAUUUCCCAUUCAGAAGGUCCUCUUUCGGCAGCAGCUGUAUGGAAUCAAAACCCGGGAUGCAGUACUUCAGUUGAGGAGGGAUGGAUUUCGAAACUUGUACCGAGGAAUCCUUCCCCCAUUAAUGCAGAAGACAACUACGCUGGCACUUAUGUUUGGUCUCUAUGAGGAUUUAUCUUGCCUCCUCCGUAAGCAUAGCAGUACCCCUGAGUUUGCAACCCGUAGCAUGGCAGCAGUACUUGCAGGGACAACAGAAGCAAUUUUCACUCCAUUGGAAAGGGUUCAAACCUUGCUUCAAGACCACAAGCAUCAUGACAAAUUUACAAACACUUAUCAGGCUUUCAAAGCACUGAAAUGCCAUGGAAUUAGAGAGUAUUAUCGAGGCUUGGUUCCUGUUCUUUUUCGUAAUGGAUUCAGCAAUGUUCUUUUUUUUGGCCUUCGCGGUCCCAUCAAGGAGCACCUGCCUACGGCGACGACUCACAGUGCUCAUUUGGUCAAUGAUUUUAUUUGCGGAGGUCUGCUGGGUGCCAUGCUGGGCAUCUUGUUUUUUCCAGUUAAUGUUGUAAAAACUCGUAUGCAGUCUCAGAUUGGUGGGGAAUUUCAGUCUUUCCCCAAGGUUUUCCAAAAAAUCUGGCUGGAACGGGACAGGAAACUGACAAAUCUUUUCCGAGGUGCGCAUCUGAAUUACCAUCGCUCCCUCAUCUCUUGGGGCAUAAUUAAUGCGACUUACGAGUUCUUGUUAAAGAUUAUAUGAAAGAAAUCAGUUAAGUGCCAUUUGUCAACUGAAUAGACCUAACAAGAAUGCAGUUUGGCCUUGUUCAUAAUUGGCCAAGCACAAGUUGGUGUCCUAAGUCCAGGGCACAAUGAAUUAUGGGCAAAGCUGUUUUCCUUAAGCACCAACAAAUUCAGAAUAAAAGUUUCAGUAGGAAAACUUAAGGGUUUUUUUUUUUUUUUAAAAGGCAGAAUUCUGUUUAUAUUUUUUAAAUCAUUAUCUGAGAAUUUUAGGCUAAUUGCCUGGUUAAUAGCUGUCUAUCUAACAGCUUGAUGGCUUUUGACAAGGAAACUAACAGCCAAGAUAUGAUUCUUUUUUCCAAAAUCUUCUGUGAUGAAACAUCAGUGGCCAUAACCAGCCAGAGAAAAGGCUCUAAGGGUUCCAUGAAUUCUCAGGCUUAUUCCUGUUACUCCACUUCUUGCUUCUCUGCUCUUAGGAGGAGUUGCAAAAGAUAGUUUUUGUUAAGCAUAUAUGUGGUAGGACAAAGGAGCAGAAUAGAGACGAAAAGCAGCUUGUUAUAUGUAUGCUUUUUGUGAUAAAUUGCUUGUAUUCAUUUUGAAACUAAGCACCUGUGGGGAUGGUCAUUAUCCAGACUAUUUCUCUUUAGACACAGUAGACUCCUGCAGCUAAUGACAUCUCCUGUUUUGCUUUCUAGGGUUGAAAGUUUUCUCUCUAUUUCUGAAUGUGACUUGAAACCUUUCCGAAAUAUUUUUAUAUGAGCUUCACUUAUUUCAUUGCCAAAAGAUGGGGACUUAAAUUUUGUUAACGAUGUUUCUUCCCAUUAAGAAGUUUCAUAUUACAGGUACCCCUCCUUUCCCAGAGUUUCCUUUGUGCCAUUUCACCUUUACAAAAGACCUACAUUAGAACCCGUUUUCCCUAACCAAAAGACAUCUGAAGAGGAUUGUUUGUACAAAGAAAGGUGAUUGCUUCUUCAGUCUCUGCCAUUGCAGCUUACAAAAGUUUCCACAGGACUAUGGGGGAAAACCUGUAACUGUCCAUCCAACUCUGUUGAGCUCAGCUUCUUGGAAUUAUUGUUGCCAACUUUGAAAGUUCGAGGUUUUUUUUUUUCCUUUGAAUAGUAGUUUGUCACAUUUAAGUAUCCUGUACUCCUGAAACUCCUUUAAAACAACAACAGAAAUGCUUCCAUAAAAUUUAUUUUGGAAGCCUAUUAAUGGACCUCAGAUUUUUUUCCUGGUGUCUUAGUAUUCCAGGUAAGGGAAAAAACUCAGGCUAGCUUUUGUCUCACAGCGUUAGCUGUAUUUUUUUAUUUUACUCUUGGAAAUAGAGACUUCUGUUAGGAUUUUUAGAUUUGGAGAACCUAAUUUUACCAUUUUACCAUUUAAACACUAAGACGGUUUGAGAGGAUAAGACCUACAUAAAGAUAUUUGAAAGGUUAGUUGUAAAUCCUAGACGUUGGUGAUGGCUGCAAUAGCACACUUAGCUCUUACCUAACAGACAAACACUUACUUUGAAAGGAAUGAGAUUUUGAAAUAUUUUUUUCCAAGUAAGGCAGAAUGAGUCACACACCAAUUCGAGUCACUAGUACAACAUACGAGACAUCCUAGAAAAGCAUUUAUCAAUCUUUUAAAAAUCCACAUCUGUAAAUAUUAUAUAGUGAAGAUUUCUUUCCAGCAUCUGACAUGGGGCAGAGCACGUAGGUUUCUUAUUAUGUCUUUUAUUGUUCUGGGUAACUGCAUGUGAAUAUGUGCACAUGCUGACCAAAAUAAAAUCAGGGUCUCAGUUGGCAGUUUACUCAGUUUCUGGACAGGUAGUCCAAAAAAGAUGUUUACCUCUCAGUGCAGCGUGGCUGGCCAAAUGCCGUCAACAUCUCCUCCUGGCUGUCAUGGAUUAGGAGGCACUGUCCAGCGUUUGCCAGGUGGUAGCGAAGGGGGGUAGUUUUACGAAGGUUCUGUUUGAUGGUGUUUUGCUGGAAAUGGCAGUUUGUUCUAGAAACCACGGUGCAGAUGUAAGGAUUUGAGAAAACAAUCUAACACCAAAUAAAUGUGUGGCAUCCUUUGGCCUUGUGAAUAGAGUCAGGACUGAGUGGCAGAGACACUGUGGUGCCUGACCCCCUUGUUCACAUGUGUGUCUCCUGUCAUGGGCAUGUCUGGGUGCUCAACUUGUGGUGAGUGUUAGCCUGGAGUCAUGCCCUGACCCUGGGAGUGGACUCCACUGGCUUUUGGUUCCACAGGGCUUUCUUUUGUCUAUACACUCCAUAUAGGUGAUAGAAAUCUUAAGUUCUAAAGCACUUUUGUGACAUACUCUCAGUGAAGUGAGAAUUUGAAGGAUGCUUUGGUUUCUGCUGUCUCAAACAUGUGGCAUUUAAAAACAAUAAAUAUUUUUAAUGGUUUUUAACUCAUAAUAUUUUUGGAUUUCUUUGUCACUUUUUACAGUUUUGAAGACCAAACAGCAGAUACAUUACCAAGGAUGGUUUUGUGUUGUCCAGUAGGUUUCUUAAAUUUGACAAAAAACAAACAAAAAACUCAGUAGAACUUGUGGUAGCCAACAGCUUUGUCUCAACUUUAAGUCAAAAUGUGUUAUUAGUAAGAGAUUCUAACUAUUGUUUUUUACCCUCUGUGAACUAGUAUGGUAAUAAUUUUGAAAAGGCAAACAAAAUUGAGUAACUUUAUCUGAAAAGCUUUAAAAGUGGCCUUUCUGUUACACGUGUGGCACAGACAGCUGGUAAGUGCAGGGCACUUCUGGUCUUGCUUCCUAUGCUUCAUGUCUGAUGCUGCCAGAAAUAGGGAUUCUAUAUUCAACAUACUUAGAGUGGUAUGAGCCUUAGGACUGCACCACAGAGUAAACACAACCUCUAUAUGGUGGUAAAUGUUUGUGUCUUUGUUUCAUUUGUGAUUGGAGACAAAGUUGAUGUUUUUGUCUCCGUAGUCAGUAUCCAUCUUUAUGGCUGAUUAUAUAAUCUUCUGCUCUACAUGGUGAACUGUGCAAUAAGACAGGAUUGUGUAAAUAUAGUCAUCUUUGGAGACCUGAAAUUCCCUAGCUUGAUUACAGUGGUGAUACUCGGUUGUAAGCUGUACACACCUGUAAGAGAAUAAUGGGUGGUACUAGAGGGCUUCACAGCAAGCCAGUCACAUUGACCAACACGGCUUCAGUGUAGAUGACGUACUGUAGUGGGAGGGCUGUGCAGUCAAAAUGAAGGCGAGACAAGAGAUCACAUUUAAAGAAAAGGUAAGCACUCAGACUUGAUUUCUUUUGAAAUAAUCUUUGUUUUCUCAUGUGCUUAAAAAUGCAUAUCAAAGACUUGAAUAGGCAUUCUCCUUAAAUUUGAGGAUUUUUUGUUUUUAAUGCUGUCUUUUUGCCUAAUGUUGAAUAUUUGCUUGCCUAAAUGGCUCCCAAAUUGUGGGGGAGUCUCUACGUGUUUCCUUUUUUUAAGUUUCAUUAUUAAAAGUGAUUAAGCACACAAAACUGUCUUUCUUUGAUAUUUUGAGUUUUGUGACUAUAUGAGCUUAAAUGAAAUGUUAAUGUUUCAGAGUUAACGUGCUUCUUUCGGUAAUUUUGUUUGGAAUAAAGUUUUUUUUAAGUUCA
Sus scrofa (pig) is the source of this 5928-nucleotide messenger RNA. Lineage: Eukaryota; Metazoa; Chordata; Mammalia; Artiodactyla; Suidae. The record is from RefSeq and is a predicted model, not a curated record.